AUGACGUUAUACUCUCAGAAUUUAAAUCCUUCCAGCAUCAACAUGAACAUGAACAUCAAUAUGAACAUCAACAUUGAUUCUCCAGCUGCCUCUUCUGCCUCUGCUGCUGCUGCUUCCUCUGUAGCAAAGUCUGGCAACAGCUCAAUUAUUCCUUCCUCCCUACCUGCAAAUCUUCACCUCAAUGGUACUGCGCAGUCCUUUUUAACCAGCAGCAUUCUCAACAAUAAUGGCAGCACAAACACCACAACAAACACACACACUGUCAGUAAUCUCAACAACAGCAGCCACCACAGAUUGAACAGCUCUCUCGGCAAGAGCAACCAUCUUAAUGCCAACCACUCCUACCUCAAUAACCAUAUUCAUAACCACAACCCACCUAAAAGACGAUCCUCUACUACUUCUCCCUAUGCUAUUCCAGCAAAACCAAGGGCAAACUCCUCAUCUCUACCUUACUCUCUUCCUCCCUUGCGCCAUUUGAAUAACAGCUCAAAUAGCAUUAACAGCAACAACCCAUUUUCUAGCGAGUAUAAAAUAGACACUAGCAAUAGCAUCAACAGCAAUCCUCCUCUAUUGACAAGGGAGUUUGUUAUUAGAAGAAUUUCAGAGGGUGAAUCUGGCAGGUUAAAACAUGAUAUCAAAUGCGAGGCCUGUGGAAAGGGUUAUAAACAUAUAUCGAGUUUAGCUAAACAUCUAUGGGAACAUACUCCUGAAUGGAACUAUACUAAAAAAUUAUUAAUUUCAAAACAUCAACAAGUCCAGUUAUUAGAAGCUGCUAGUAUAUUGGUUUCGAUGAAUGAAAAAUUUCCUCCAAAUAAACCUUUAAAGAGUAAAUUAUCUCAACAGCCAUCAAAUGACAAUAGCGAUAAAGAUAUUAACAUGGAGGUUGACAGCAACAAUACUAUCAAUAAUAAUAAUAAUAAUAAUAAUGAUAAUAAUAAUAGUAUGAAAAAUAAUCUCAAAAAUAAUCCUAAUAACAAUCCUAAUAAAAACCUUAAUAAUGAAAAUUUUAUAUUGAAAAAUGAAAUUGAAUAUGAAAAUUUAAAUAAUAUCAAUAAUUCAAAUAAAUUUACAACUUAUUUAGACAAUGAUAAAAAUAAUAACGGUUUUAUUAACAAAACAAAUGCUAAUACUAUUAAAAAUUUUAAUACCAACAACACCAAAAAUAUCAAUAGUAAUAAUAUAAAUAACAAUAAUAAAUUAAGAAGAUUAUCAAUAGACUCAAAUUUGACUUCAUUGUCCUCUAGUUACAGAAAUGAUAAUAUAAAUAAAAAUAGUUUUAAUGAUUUAGAUGAUGAAUAUGAAGACAAGUAUUUACUUCGUGAUAUUAAUAACUGA
This is a messenger RNA of Ascoidea rubescens DSM 1968, 1335 nucleotides long. RefSeq lists its product as uncharacterized. The coding region runs from base 1 to 1335 and encodes 444 amino acids. The record is from RefSeq and is a predicted model, not a curated record. Lineage: Eukaryota; Fungi; Ascomycota; Saccharomycetes; Ascoideales; Ascoideaceae. The transcript has a single exon.